GGCCGCACUGGUCCGAUUCGGGUGCGUUCCGAGCACCGCCAUGGCCCUGAGGUCCGAUGUCCUGGAUGAGCUGCCCGCCGCCUGCCUGUCGCCUUGCGGGCCGCCCAACCCGGCUGAGCUGUACAGCGAGGAGCGACGCCUGGCGCUUGAGGAGCUGGUGGUGGGCGGCCCCAACGCCUUCGCGGCCUUCCUGCGACGCGAGCGCCUCGGCCGCUUUCUGAACCCCGACGAGGUGCGAGCCAUCCUGCGCUCGGCCGAGCGGCCCGGUGAGGAGGGCGCGGCGGCGGCGGGGGCCGAGGACUCCUUCGGCUCGUCCCACGACUGCUCGUCCGGCACCUACUUCCCUGAGCAGUCGGACCUGGAGCCGCCGCUGCUGGAGCUCGGCUGGCCCGCCUUCUAUCAGGGCGCUUACCGCGGGGCCACGCGCGUCGAGGCGCACUUCCAGCCCCGCGGCGUAGGCGCAGGCGGCCCCUAUGGCUGCAAGGACGCGCUGCGCCAGCAGCUCCGCUCGGCGCGAGAGGUGAUCGCAGUGGUGAUGGAUGUUUUCACGGACAUCGACAUCUUCCGAGACCUGCAGGAAAUCUGCCGGAAACAGGGAGUAGCCGUAUACAUCCUUCUGGACCAGUCUCUACUCUCUCAGUUUUUGGAUAUGUGCAUGGAUCUGAAAGUUCAUCCUGAACAGGAAAAGCUGAUGACCGUUCGGACGAUUACAGGGAAUAUUUACUACGCCAGGUCAGGAACUAAAAUUGUUGGCAAGGUUCAUGAAAAGUUCACACUGAUUGAUGGCAUUCGUGUGGCCACGGGCUCUUACAGUUUUACAUGGACGGAUGGCAAAUUAAACAGCAGUAACUUGGUCAUUCUGUCUGGCCAAGUGGUGGAGCACUUUGAUCUGGAGUUCCGAAUCCUGUAUGCACAGUCAAAGCCCAUCAGCUCCAAACUCCUGUCCAACUUCCGAAGCAGUGGCAAGUUUGACCAUCUUGUCGACCAGAAACCACUGUCCAAGGAGCUCACGCUGGGCAACCUGCUGCGGCUACGGCUGGCCAGGCUCUCGAGCACCCCCAAGAAGGCUGAGCCGGGCUGCGCAGAGGGCCGGGCAGAGGCCAGGCAUGGGGACUCCGGCUCCUCCACCAUCAGUGAGGAAGACUACCUCGGCAGCCGCAGGGACAGACCAGAGAGUGGGAAGGCGACCGAUGCUGCCACGCAGACGGAGCCAGGAGAGGAGACUCUGGCUGUGAGUGUGAAUGAUGCAGGGACACAAACCGGCACUGCCACUGCAUGUGCUGGCACCCAGACCACAGUCACCACCAGGGUGGUGAGCUCCCAAACCGAGGUCCAGUCCACGUCGGCCACCACCCAGACCGACACGGAUGAGAACCUUCUCUUCUCUCAGGGAACCCAGUCGAAAGAAGGGUCACCAGUAUCAAGGAUGUCUGUGUCAAGAUCUUCCAGUUUGCGGUCUUCCUCCUCUCUGUCCUCCCAAGGCUCUGUGGCCAGCUCCAUUAGCUCCCAGACUUCUCUCCGAGCCACCGACCUCAUCACACCCGGGCACCCUACGUUUUGGAGCACCCCCCGCUUGGAUCUGUGCUUUAGAGACUCAUUCAGAAACUUGAACAAAGAGCGGCAGUUUCACUUGGCUGGAAUCAGGUCCCGGCUCAACCACAUGCUGGCUAUGCUCUCAAGGAGAACAUUCCUUACUGAAAACUACCUCGGCUUUGGUUCUGGGAGUUUCACCAGAUCAUCAGCUCAUUUGCUGGCGGUCAGAGAUAUCACACUUUAUCCCUCCUACCAGUGACUGCUCUGCGCAUGCACAGCCUCCGGCUUGGAGUAGACGACGUCAGAGCAUCCUGCUUUACACGAUGUCUCCUGUCCCUAAUUGCCUUUCUUUCACUCUGUCUUUGAAUUCUAGAAACUGCUCAUUACUGUAUGUGCUUUAGUUUUAUUUUAUUUUUAAUCAUGUAUAAACCAGGUAUUGGUUUUAUAUUUAAACACUAUGGGUACAGGUUUUUUGCACUAUUUUAUUAUUGAUUUCCUUUCAAGAGAAUGUUUCGGGGUUCUCAGACAAUUCAGGUAAGAGAGAAAAUAUGUUUUGCAUUUUUCUAGAUAUGUGUACUCUUCUGUUUUAGAGGUUUGAAUCACUUGUUUUUAUGAUCAAAUCCUAAUUAGAAAAAACUUAAAACUGUUUCUUAAGUGUCUGUCUCUCCUUUAGAAUAUCUGUUCUUAGCAUUAAAUAGUUGUAAACAACGCUU
Molecule: messenger RNA, 2246 nt
Organism: Vicugna pacos (alpaca)
Lineage: Eukaryota; Metazoa; Chordata; Mammalia; Artiodactyla; Camelidae
Gene: SACK1D
Product: family with sequence similarity 83 member D
Biological process (GO): signal transduction; protein localization to mitotic spindle; regulation of TOR signaling
Cellular component (GO): cytosol; mitotic spindle pole
Molecular function (GO): protein kinase binding
Source: RefSeq, a predicted model, not a curated record